GCGUGUGUGUGCUGUCUAACUUGUUCGUUUUAGACAGCAGACAAUUUGUGAUUUAAUCACAAUUCAAUUUAUUGACUUCUAACUAAAUCAACAAAUCGUGGAAAGAAACCGCUACUUUGCGUCAACGAACGAGGGAGAUAGAUAAACGAGAGAGAACAAAAACAAAAGAGGAAAUACGGCAAAAGGAAACCGAGCGACAGAGAAACCAAAGAUACACAAUCCACAGACAGUUUGUCGGAAAUUCAAAAUUACAAUUGAAAAUUCUUUGGAACCGGAUUGGCAGCCGAGCCGAGCCCCGCUCCCCACCGCCCCUCGCCGACGCCAUGAACGCCCUGCUACGUCACAAGGGACGCAAUCUGCGAACGAGUCACCUGGCCCAGAAUGUCUACAAGCGCUAUCUCAAAUCUAGUUGCUGCGCCUGUAGCUCGACUAACUUCACAGAUGAGCGCACUACAAUAAAUGAGCGGCUUAGUAGAUCUUCGUCAACAUCGGUGCUGGAGAUCAGCAGAUCGCUCGGCGCCCACCGAAGGUUUCAGCCACACGCCAGCUACGGAUACCACUACUCUGGACAUGGAUUUAGGCAUCUGUACACUAGCCGGACGAUGUUGGAGACUUCCAGCUCAAAGAUCGACGCGACCGUCAAAAAGCUGAAGAACCAGCAGAAGGAGAAGGUCGAGGAGAUAAUGAAGGAGGUGGCCAAUGGUCAGGCGACGGCAGUAGGUGGUAGCAAUGUAGCUACGGCCACUGCCUCUUCAGAGAAGGGUACCAACGCAAGUGCGACGGCCGGUUCUACAUCGACGACUGGCUCGUCGACUUCUCUUGCACAAACUGGAGACAAGACAGUAGCCAAGCCCAAGAAACCACUUCGCACUCGCAUUUGGGACGAGCUGGUUCACUAUUACCAUGGCUUUCGCCUGCUCUUUAUCGACGUGGCAAUCUGCUCGAAACUCCUUUGGCGGGUGCUCAACGGGAAGACACUAACGCGCAGAGAGAACAAGCAGCUGCAGCGGACCACCUCGGAUUUGUUCCGCCUGAUUCCCUUUUCGGUGUUCAUCAUUGUGCCCUUCAUGGAGCUGCUGCUGCCGUUGUUUAUAAAAUUCUUCCCCGGCAUGCUGCCAUCCACGUUUCAGACCUCAACCGACCGGCAGGAGAAGCUGCGCCAAUCGUUGAGUGUGCGUCUCGAGGUGGCCAAGUUCUUGCAGCAGACCCUUGACCAGAUGCCUGUCCAACACAAGGAGCACAGCAGCGAGGAGGCCAAGCAGUUUGAGGAAUUCUUUACCAGAAUCCGCAAUCCUACUGAGCCUGUGAGUAACGAUGAUAUCAUCAAGUUCGCCAAGCGAUUCGACGACGAAAUCACCCUGGACUCCCUCUCCCGGGAGCAAUUAGCGGCCCUGUGUCGUGUACUAGAACUAAACACGAUCGGCACCACCACGCUGCUGCGUUUUCAGCUACGCUUGAAGCUGAGAUCUUUGGCCACUGAUGACCGAGUAAUUGCUCGCGAAGGCGUGGACUCCCUGGAUCUCUUAGAGCUGCAACAGGCGUGUAAGGCACGUGGAAUGCGAGCCUAUGGACUGACGGAGGAGCGUCUUCGGUUCCAGCUGAAGGAGUGGAUCGAUUUAUCGCUGAAUGAGCAGGUGCCGCCAACGUUGCUGCUCCUAUCGAGGACAAUGCUCAUUUCCGACGAUAGCAUCACCACCGAUAAACUCAAGGAAACCAUGCGUGUGCUGCCGGAUGCAGUGGGUGCACACACACGUCACGCUAUAGGCGAGAGCGAAGGUAAGGUCGACAACAAGACCAAGAUCGAGAUCAUCAAGGAAGAGGAGCGGAAGAUUCGCGAAGAGCGCGAGGAAGAGCAAGAAGAAACUAUCGCUAAGCGAUCGGCAAUCAAAGAGGAGAUUCCCUCUCCUUAUGUGUUUGCUGAGAAGCUGGCUGCUAAGGACCGCAAGGAAGAGGUUUCAGUUUCAGAGACCGACAAGGGCAUAUCCUCUACGGAUGUGCAACUUUUGUCCGACGCUCUGAAGACCUUGUCAUCUGAUAAGCAGCUCGUGGUGGAGAAGGAAACAAUCAAGGAGCUCAAGGAGGAGCUUGCCGAUUACAAAGAAGACGUGGAGGAGUUGCGCGAGGUGCGCCAGGUGGUCAAGGAGCCUGUUCGCGAGAGUCGGGCGGCCAAGUUGCUCUACAACCGGGUCAACAAGAUGAUCUCCCAAUUGGAUAACGUGCUCAACGACCUAGAGGCUAGGCAGCAUCAGAUCAAGCAAGCGGAUUCCAGUGAUUAUGUGGCUUCAAGUCCCAACGCCGAGCCGCAGCAAAUGGUCCAUAUUGAUGAGCUUGUCUCCACCAUUCGACGAAUGAAGGAGGCUUCCGAUGAGGAGCGGUUAAAGGUUGUGGGGGAUCUGCUGGUCAAACUCGAUGCGGACAAAGAUGGUGUGAUUUCGGUGCACGAGAUCACCAAGGCGGUUCAGAGUAUUGACAGCGAGGCCACCAAGAUCGACAAGAAGCAGCUGGAGGAGUUCACGGAGCUGCUGUCCAAGCUGGCGACACGGCAACGCAAAGAGGAGAUUGUGCGCAUCGACGAUCUAAUGAGCAACAUCAAGGUGCUGAAGGAAACCAGCGAUGAGGCACGUCUCAAGCACAUUGAAGCUGUUUUGGGAAAGUUUGAUGCCGACAAAGAUGGUGUGGUGACUGUGAAUGACAUUCGAAAGGUGAUGGAGUCCAUUGGUCGAGACAACAUCAAGCUGAGUGAGAAGGCCAUUGAGGAACUGAUUAGCCUCCUUGACAAGGAGCAAGUCCUGCAGGCAGAGCAGAAGAUUGAGAAGGCAAUUGCCAAGAGUAUGAAAGAGGCUGAAAAACUGAAGUCAGAAGUGGACAAAGCGGAUAAGGACUUGGCCAAGCUUGUGAAUGAUAUACACGACUCUGCUAAGGAAAUUCAGGAUAUUGCCAACGAACUGCGAGAUAAGGAGGAGGAAACGCCCGAUAAAGCUAAGGAAUUGAAAGCCGAGCCGGCGUUUAAGGAUACGGCCAAAACAUUAAAGGAUAACGCGAAGAGCCUGGACGAGACGUCUCCGAAGGACACCAAAGUGGAACCCAAAUCGCCGACCAAAGGUUCGACAGGAUCCGGACCGACCGGAAAGUCCGGUGGUGGGGCUGGCGGUGGUGGGAUCAGCGCUGCAGCAACGACGGAAUCGACCCUACGAGAGGCGGCCGAGCGGCAAAUAGAAAAAAUCCUGCCCUCCACAGACAUAGGACUGCCGCCCACGAUACAAACUCCACCGCAACCCCCGACCUCCAAGAAGGCGACAGCCACGGCGUCGACCCUGUCCACGACGAUCACGGCCAAGAAGCUGCUCUGACAGACUGUGGAGACCAAGGAGGGAGCGGCUGAGACAACUCCUCAGCGUGUACCUAAGCCGAAGUGAUGUGAUGGAGUAGGGGGCGAGUAAGAGGCGCUGCCCGUGUGUCCCAUAUUGUUCCGACUAUACAAAGAAUUAUUGUUACCAAUUAGCAUAACCGUAGGAUGAAAAUGCGACUGUAUUUAACGGAGUUCGAGAUCGUGUCCUGGAGCAGGACAAGAGGUGCGUGCUAUACUUAAUGCGUGGCUGUAGUACGGUAUCUUCUCUAAGUAAGGCACAAAUCAGAUACUAAUAGAAAUACAUAAGAAUAUACCCACUUA
Molecule: messenger RNA, 3670 nt
Organism: Drosophila eugracilis
Lineage: Eukaryota; Metazoa; Arthropoda; Insecta; Diptera; Drosophilidae
Gene: Letm1
Product: mitochondrial proton/calcium exchanger protein
Exons: 5
Coding region: 324-3350 (1008 amino acids)
Biological process (GO): intracellular monoatomic cation homeostasis
Cellular component (GO): mitochondrial inner membrane
Molecular function (GO): ribosome binding; calcium ion binding
Source: RefSeq, a predicted model, not a curated record